AUGUAUGCCACAACGCUCCUCCGGGCCGCCGUUCUUGGGUGUGCCACCUUCGCUCUGAUGGCACAUGCCACAGCUCCUGAGGCCUUCAACGGCAGACUCUACUCGGGUAUCGAGAUUGCUGUCCCGUCCGAGGUCCCAGUGAACGUCAGCGGAGUCGUGCCCAUCCCGAGCUUUCGCAUGGACAGGCCGUAUCCUGGCGACUGGAGCCCGGAGAGCGACCCCCAGCAGGACCGCUGGCAUCUCGUCCUCGCCGUCAAAGAGCAGCGGCCAAUCCCAGAAAACCCAGGAGGACCCUACGGUGUGGGCAUCAUCGUCGAGAUCGCGCCUCCGCUGCCGGGAUCAGAGGGCGCACUGUACAGCACCAGCAGCAACACCAACACCAACAGCAGCAACUCUACUUCUGAGCUGGUGUGGGAUGUCGACAAGAACGUGACCGACACGUGGCGGCUGUUCCUCGCGCACUUUGACAUUGACGAGCUGCGCACUGUCGAGGACCGCAACAACAUGACCGACGGCUCGUGCCCGGAGAGCGUGCUCAGCGCGGCCUGCCAGCAAGAACUGCGCCAGCAGGUCAUGGCCCGCCCAGAGAGUGCCUGGAAUGUCGGUGUGCCGGGAACCCAGGGAUACUCGCCGCUCAUCGAGAAUGCGCGCAACUGCGAAGGGUAUACCAAGGGGAAAUACUCUCAAAUCCCGCUGAACCAGAACUUCUCGCGCAAGGCGGGCUACGGAUACACUUGGUCCGGCGACGCCGAUCUCUACGACAGCCCUAAUUCUGUUAAUGGUGGGCUUGCCGCCGGUUACAAGAAGCUGGACAUUGCUGGCGGUGCCGGACUCCUUGUCUCGGUCGAGAGCUUGACCGAUGUGAACCGACCCGAGCGGGUCGAGGGAGAGUUCAUGCUGAAGUCGAAUGGCACACGGACGACGCAGGCCACGCUGUCAAAGGAUCGGACAGUAUACUUUGUGGAGAGAGAGUGGGACGGCGGCAAGGUCGUCAUCAGUCCUGUCUUAAUCAAGCAAGAGGCAUGGCUCUGGCCCCAUCAGCGGCUGCGUCUUGUUUAUGUGCAAAGAUUGUAG
This is a messenger RNA of Microdochium trichocladiopsis, 1074 nucleotides long. RefSeq lists its product as uncharacterized. NCBI's taxonomy places the organism in Eukaryota, Fungi, Ascomycota, Sordariomycetes, Xylariales, Microdochiaceae. Bases 1 to 1074 code for a protein of 357 amino acids. The record is from RefSeq and is a predicted model, not a curated record. The transcript has 3 exons.